Molecule: messenger RNA, 2481 nt
Organism: Brienomyrus brachyistius
Lineage: Eukaryota; Metazoa; Chordata; Actinopteri; Osteoglossiformes; Mormyridae
Product: serine-aspartate repeat-containing protein D-like
Exons: 12
Coding region: 1171-2481 (436 amino acids)
Molecular function (GO): protein binding
Source: RefSeq, a predicted model, not a curated record
GUGUGUGUGUGUGUGUGCCCUUGUAAUUAUAUCAUCAUGGGGACUUCAGUGUGUUUACACAGUCACGGUGUGGGGACCAAAAUCUUUGUGGGGACCAAAAUCAUGGUCCCCACAACGGAAACCAUGCUAAAUCAGCAGGAGAGAGCCUAUAUAAGGUCUGGAGUGACUAUCAGUGGUGGCCCAUAACUGAUGAUUUUUACCUGGAGUGUGUGUGUGGGAGAUGCUCUACAGCGACGCUAGCGGUCUAGACCAUGCUAUAGCAGGCGAGGAUUCAGACACACACACACGCUGUAAAUUUGCAUAGCGCGGUAACGUACACCUAAUUUGCAUACGGCGCGGGAAAACUUCUAGAGUGAAGACGACGCUGGAAAAGUAACUGGUAAGUUGGAGGCACUUUAUUUCGGUUUCUUAUUUUAUAUUUGCAUGUAAAUAAAUGCAGAUAUUGUAUAUACAAUUAAAUGCAGUAAGUUGUUUUUAGAGAACGUAAGUUUUCGACUACAUUUAAUGUGACAAAUAGUAUAUAAAGUAUGCAAAAAUAAUACCGAACUCGGAAUUUUGUGGUAUUUACGCGCAGUCCUCAGGAGUAGUCGUAUAGCCAAAAGUGAAUAAUUUUAAGUUUUUUCAGUCUCUCUAUAUUAACAAGUAGACAUGUGGCUAGUUAGAGUAUUUUAUUGGAUGUAGUUCUUUGUGUAGUUUGAUUAUUAUUACGCCUUCGAGUGCUUUGUAUCUUAAGUGCUAUCAUAAUGUUUGCUUUACGUCGACAGUAAGCUAAUGCAUUUCGCACGUAGGCUUAAAAUAGUCUACAAAAUACAUUCCUGUUAUUUUAACAUAUUCUUUAUUCUGAAAUAGCUUUGCGAAGUGUCCAGUUUAGUUAAAAUAGAUUUUGUUUGAUGUGUAUCUCGUUUUUAUAAAUGGAAAAACAGGACGUCGAGUAACCAGCUAUAAUAGCGCAUUUGUUUAGCUAGACUGCCAUUGUAGUAAUAUAACAAUAUAGAAAACUGGGUAAGUAAUGUCGUGAGGAUAGUAAAUGUAUUUUUUAUUUUAAAUUGUUCUGUUAACUAUCCGUCAUGAGUGUGAUAGAUACUAUGCAAUGAUUUCAAUUUAUCUUAUGAGGUUUAAUGAUUUUAACUAGUUUAAAAUUAAUUUGCUUUUGAAUUUGCAGAGCUCAAAAUGUCUCGACGAAUCAGUCCUCUAAAUGAUGCUAUUUCACAUGUCGCCACAAAGACAGACAAGAGUACAAAAUUAGAGAUCAAGUACAUAAGUCCGUUAAAAGGCCGUGGAGUGUUCACACUUGCUCCAUUCUUGCACGGGGACUUUAUUGUUGAAUAUAGAGGUGAAUUGAUUAAUUUUGCUGAGUCAAGCAGAAGAAGGGAAGUCUAUCACAAGUUCUGCACAGUCUUUAUGUUUGACUUUAAAUGGAGUAGUCGGACAUGGUGUAUUGAUGCUAGUAUAGAAGAUGGAUCGUUUGGCCGGCUAGUGAACGAUGACCAUCGAAACCCCAAUUGUCGAAUGAAAGUAAUUAAAGUGGAUGGAAAGCCACAUCUGUGUCUUUUUGCAUUAAGAGAUAUAAAAGAGGGAGAAGAAAUAACCUACGAUUAUGGCACAGACGAUUGGCCAUGGAGAGAAAAGGUCUGUUCGCAUUUGACAAAUGACACGACAGCAGACAAGACCGACAAGGAUUCUGGCGAGACCAACCAAAUGGUUACAGAUGAAGAUGACCGUUUGGUAACUUCUGAUUCAGCUGGACAACAGCAUUUGACAAAUGACAUGACAGCCGAGAAGACCGACAAGGAUUCUGGCGAGACCAACCAAAUGGUUACAGAUGAAGAUGACCAUUUGGUAACUUCUGAUUCAGCUGGACAACAGCAUUUGACAAAUGACAUGACAGCCGAGAAGACCGACAAGGAUUCUGGCGAGACCAACCAAAUGGUUACAGAUGAAGAUGACCAUUUGGUAACUUCUGAUUCAGCUGGACAACAGCAUUUGACAAAUGACAUGACAGCCGAGAAGACCGACAAGGAUUCUGGCGAGACCAACCAAAUGGUUACAGAUGAAGAUGACCAUUUGUUAACUUCUGAUUCAGCUGGACAACAGCAUUUGACAAAUGACAUGACAGCCGAGAAGACCAACAAGGAUUCUGGCGAGACCAACCAAAUGGUUACAGAUGAAGAUGACCAUUUGGUAACUUCUGAUUCAGCUGGACAACAGUCCCAGUACUCAGAUAGUGAAGCUGGUGCUGAUGAAUGUGUACCCAGACUCAGAAGAACACGGAGUAUAAAAAUGAAUGAGUUCGUUCCUGAGGGUUCAGAGGAGCUCUUUGAUUCCUUGUCAGAGAGUGGUGAGGACUAUGUUCCCAACUCAAAGACAAUUGAUGAGCUUACUGAGGAGGAAUUCAUGACUGAAGAUGAAGUGGAUUCCGAGCUGCUGAAUAAAGCAUCAACUGGUCAUUCAAUUUUUUUCCUGUUUGGUCUGUUUUGGUAA